Messenger RNA from Ilex paraguariensis (yerba mate), 1455 nucleotides. NCBI's taxonomy places the organism in Eukaryota, Viridiplantae, Streptophyta, Magnoliopsida, Aquifoliales, Aquifoliaceae. The record is from the annotation of a GenBank genome assembly.
AUGGGGAUUAAUAUUCUUCCUCUCUUCUGUUAUCUUUUUGUGGAAACCUUGUCUUACAGUGAAAUCUCCGUGGCAACUGACAUGCUAAGGCAAUUUCAGGCAAUUAGUGAUGUCGAUAAUGGAACUCUAGUCUCUGUGGGAAAAGUGUUUCAGCUUGGCUUCUUCGCUCCUGGAAAUUCCAAUAGAAGGUACUUGGGUAUAUGGUACAACAACAUCCCAAGUCAAGCCGUUGUCUGGGUAGCAAACAGAGAUAACCCACUUGAUGAUUCAUCAGGGGUUCUAAGGAUUGAAAAUGAUGGAAAUUUGGUUCUUCUUGGCCAAACAGAAAGAGUAGCUUGGUCAACUAAUACUGUGAAUUUAUCAUCAAUAAAUAUUGUUGCACAACUCUUGGACACAGGAAAUCUUGUUUUGAGAGAUGAGAGGAAUGGAAACAGUGAGAAUUAUGUUUGGCAAAGCUUUGAUCAUCCUUGUGAUGCCAUGCUAGCAGGCAUGAAAUUGGGAUGGGACUUAAGGAUUGGUUUGAAUCGGUACCUUACAUCAUGGAAGAGUGCAGAUGAUCCUUCUCCUGGAGACUUCUCUUAUGGAAUAGAAAUUCAAGGACUGGCACAAAUAGUCCUUCGGAAGGGUAGUGUAAAUAUGUUCCGGUCAGGGCCGUGGAAUGGAGUGGAAUUCAAUGGGAUCACUGUUUCAUCCAACGUUCCCUUCAUUCCCAAGGUCAUCAAUAAUUCAGAAGAGAUGUAUUUUCAAUUUAGUCUCUCCAAUGAAUCCACUCUAACAAUGUCAGAGCUAAGCUACUCUGGGGCACUUCAACGUCUUGUAUGGGACAAUAGUUACCUCAGAUGGCAUGUCAUGAGUGCUCUGCCACGCGAUCAAUGUGAAAGCUAUAGUCAGUGUGGUCCUAAUGCUAUUUGUACGGUUAGUGAAGCUCGCAUUUGCAGCUGUUUGACUGGAUAUAUGCCUAAAUUUCCUCAAGAUUGGGAGAUGCUAAUUUGUGGUGGUGGGUGCAUUCGGAACACCCCAUUGAAUUGUUCUUCCGGAGAAGGAUUUAUAGAACUUGAAGGUGUUAAAAUGCCCGAUUUGUUGCAGUUUUUGGUGUUGCCCAGUUUGCCCCUUGAGGAAUGUAGAUUGGAGUGUUUAAAGAAUUGCUCUUGCACUGCUUAUGCUAAUUCAGGUGCUACUGGAGGGGGAACUGGUUGCUUGCUCUGGUUUGCGGACCUCAUUGAUAUGAAGAAACUGACACUAUCUGGUAGCCAGAAGCUUUAUAUUCGGGCUGGAGCUUCAGACCUAGUGUCAACAUCAGAUUCCAACAAGAAAAAGAUGGUAGUGGUAGUCCUGACGAUAAGUGCAACAAUUGCAGUGGUGUUUGUCAUUGCCUCUUGUAUCAUUUGGAUGCUGAUCUUACCUCUAGAACAGAUUGGACUACGUAGAGCUCAAAGGCAGCCCAAACAUUUUUGA